AUGACUUCUCUGACUCGGCCAGAAAGGCCUUGCGAUUAUUGCCGCAGGGUGAAGCAAAAAUGUAUUCCGGCACCGGGAGAUUCUUGCGCCCUAUGCCAGGGACGGCGCUGUACUUUCAUUGAAGCACCUCCUAAGAAAAAGAGGAAGCAAUCCAAUCAGGUCACUGAUGAGGCCGAAGCGGUUUCGGUGUCUCCAGAUGCUCUGAGAGAAUCGCCCCAGGAUUAUUCGAGACUGCCAGGUGCAUCCCUGCUGAAGCACACCCUUGGCCAUCAACAUUUCCGCACGAACUGCUACAUAGGGUCAACCUCUUUCCCUAGCCGAGUCCUACUUGAUCUUACAAGAGUUCAGCAGCAUGACAGCUACCGGGCGUCUCAGUCUAGCUUGGAUAUACGCCGCGUUGGUGAGAACGGCUAUUUUGUCAUCCUUCCUGACAAGGACGAUAUCAUAGCAGAGCAGCUCGACCUUCUGGACAAGAUCGAAGCAGUAAUUUCGCCCCAUGGCCCUGCUCUAGUGGAUUUGUACUUUCGGAUUGUCCACCCUAGCUUCCCGAUCCUUCAUAAAGAUGUAUUCCUUGAAAAGCAUAGUCGCUCAUACCGAGAACUAACACCUGCAUGCUUAGCUGCUGUCUACAUGCUUGCCUUGAACUGGUGGUCUUACAGCAUCGACCUGGCUGAUUUGGCCAAGCCAGAUAUUACUGAGCUUGAGAAGCUUGUUUCAUCUCUGAUGGCGUUCGACAGGGCUGCCAAAGUUUCCGACAUUCAGGCCGGUCUCUUGUUCCUCCAACGACCUGGUCAUGACUCUUGGCGCUUAACCGCUCAGCUUGUUGCUACUGCUGAAGAGGUUGGGCUACACCGUGACUGUUCCGAUUGGCAAAUUCCAGAGUGGGAGAAAGGAGUCCGUAAACGUGUUGCGUGGGCUUUGUUCAUCCAAGACAAAUGGGGAGCACUCGUUCAUGGCCGCCCAUCGCACAUCAAAGCGGACAAUUGGGAAGUCCCUCCACUUGUGCUCGACGACUUUCCGGAGAACGUCGACGAAGAUCAUGCAGAGCAAGGCAGCUCGGAAGUUGAACGAGGCAUCCUGAUCUUUAUGCACAUGUCGUCGCUAACGCAGAUCCUCUCCAAUAUCAUCGACGCAUUGUUUACAGUGCAGGCUGCGAUGAACUAUCCAACCACGGUAGACUUGUUGCAAGCAGUCAAGCCGCUCCAACUACAACUGAAAUCUUGGUAUACAGGAUUGCCUUCGGUUCUAGAUUUAGGUACUACUCAACCACGCAAGCUGUCUGCUACGGGACAGUUGUAUUUGGCAUACCUUGCUGCAGAGGUGACCUUGCACCGGGCUAUUAUCGAAUCAGACGUCAGGCGGCCUCUUGAGCCCGACCUUCGCCAAAUCACUCGUGGUGCAGCAGUUAUGAGAUUGCGGUCUGUCAUCGACUUUCUGAAACGCCUUAAACCCGAACACAUGCAAGGCUUCUGGCAUUUUGCGUCAGGGCCCUCUUUGGCUAUCAUAGGCACGUUUUCACUUGUAUUACUGGCCACCAGUACAGACACUAUUGAGUCCAAAGACAUUUUUUCUCUGAUUGCCGAGUUUCGCUGGCUUCUCAACAUCAACAGCUCCAGUGCUGACUUUACGAAGACGGCAAUUGACCUUUUGCGAACAAACGCAGGUCUACUGGCCCGAUUUCGUCCUCGACAGAGCACCGGAGCAAAACAAUUUGGUUUUAGAGAUACUAUAAGUCGAUCUCAUGAACAGGAACAACCAAAAAGAGGGUCGGGAGCGACACAGAGUCCCAGUGAAGGGAGAGCGAGCCAGACUGACGUCAAUGACUUUUUGUCACCAGGGAUUGAUAUGAGUGCAGAUCAAAACUGGUUUUACAACUUCGAGGACUUCGAAUUGCAUUCUUGA
Molecule: messenger RNA, 1902 nt
Organism: Exophiala spinifera
Lineage: Eukaryota; Fungi; Ascomycota; Eurotiomycetes; Chaetothyriales; Herpotrichiellaceae
Exons: 1
Coding region: 1-1902 (633 amino acids)
Biological process (GO): DNA-templated transcription
Cellular component (GO): nucleus
Molecular function (GO): DNA binding; DNA-binding transcription factor activity, RNA polymerase II-specific; zinc ion binding
Source: RefSeq, a predicted model, not a curated record